GGCACCCACAGCCGCACUUCUCGGCGCCCUUUCUCCCUGCGCCCCUCGCCCCCCCCCCCCCCACACACACAUACGCACGUCAUGGAUCGCAGCCCCCGGUGGGUCUUUUGUUUGGAUGGCAUCCGGGUGCCCGUGGCGGCGGACCCGCGGCCGGCCGGGCCCGAGGGGGCGCGCGGCGGGCGCGUCCCGCUCGGGGAGCUGCUCAUGGAGCCGGGGCUGUUUGCCCGGCUGGCGGCCGGGUCCGCGGGGCCGCUCCUGCUGGACCUCGGCGGGCUGACCGUCCGGGCGCGGCCCGACGCGCGGGCCGCGGAAAUAUCGCUCCUGGCCGGGUGCGACGUGGACGCACUGGCCCCCGGGCCGGGGCCGCUGCAGGGCCGGGUCCUCCAGCCGGAGGUGCUGCUGGGCGCCUGCUUCGCGGUGUGCGCCCCCCCGGGGGGCGGCCCGCCGGGGCCGGUGCCCUUCGCGGCGGUGGCCGACGCGGCGGCCGCGACCGGCAUCCUCUCGGCGCCGCGGCGGCUGCUCGGCCCGUCCGAC
Fonticula alba is the source of this 534-nucleotide messenger RNA. RefSeq lists its product as hypothetical. Lineage: Eukaryota; Rotosphaerida; Fonticulaceae. The transcript is spliced from 2 exons. The record is from RefSeq and is a predicted model, not a curated record. The annotation marks the transcript as partial.